Trichobilharzia regenti is the source of this 201-nucleotide messenger RNA. The record is from the annotation of a GenBank genome assembly. Lineage: Eukaryota; Metazoa; Platyhelminthes; Trematoda; Strigeidida; Schistosomatidae.
AUGGAUUAUGCGCAAGUCGCUUCCUUAGCAGUGAUUGCGUUCCUCUGUAUAUUACUAUUCUUCAUAUUCAGAAGUAAUUUGAAAAUUGUAUUGCUCCUGGUAGCAAUAACAGAACUAUUUUCUGUAUUGGCCGGGGGCUUUUGGAACACUGCUGUUGUUAAUCUGGCUCUGCUUUUCGUUAGCUUCCUGAAACGACUUUGA